Molecule: messenger RNA, 3376 nt
Organism: Felis catus (domestic cat)
Lineage: Eukaryota; Metazoa; Chordata; Mammalia; Carnivora; Felidae
Exons: 14
Coding region: 931-2565 (544 amino acids)
Source: RefSeq, a predicted model, not a curated record
AUGAACUAUAUCUUAACAAAGCUGUCAUUUAAAAAAAGGUAGUUAUCUUAUAAAUAUAUGCUGGAAAAGCUAUAGAUGAAAUGGACGGUGUCUAGGAUUUGCUUCAAAAGAAUCCACAGGGGAUGGGAAGGGGAAAGGAAGAAAUAAGACUGGUCAUAAGUUGGUAAUUGCCGAAGCUGGGUGCUUGGAGGCUCAUCAUACUUUCUCUCUGCAGGUAUAUGUGUUUGACCCUUUUCAAAAGAGGGGAAAAAAAAAGAAGAAGAAUCCCAUGCAACAUUCUGAUUCACUCAGAAAAGAGGGGACUAUCACCUCCUUUGAUAAGUUGUUAUUUAGAGGCCCUACCCAGAGCCUGCAGAUCAGGGAGAUGAAUUAUUGAGGGGAAUCUGAGAGGCAUAGAAGCCAUGGAGUGUGGAGAGGUAGCAAGCGCAGAGGCUGGUUUGGGCCAGGGCAGCUCAGUGCCCCCAGCCCUCAUGGACAACCCCCAGGCCAGGCUGACUGUGGUGGUAGAAGUUGAGAGUGGAAGAGAAUCAGGUGAGAAGAAGGCCUUACACAUUCACUCUUGGAAGUAACGCAGCCUGGGGGAGCCUCCUGGGAGAGGGGAAGCCAAGGCCAUUUUACAGCCUUAGCUGCUGCAGAUGCUUUUUGAGGACGCUCCGCCUCUCAGGGGGUCUGAUCCUGUGCUCAGUACUCUAGGUUAGGAAACUGAGGCCAAAGUUGAGGGCAGGACUUAGGCACGGGAGUUAAUAUACAGUCCAUCCUUCUCAGGCCCUGAGGACACAUGUUGCCCCACACUGCUUCUGGAGGGGCCCCAGAGCAUCUGCCUGCUUCAGCCGGAGACUCUAGACACUCAGGAACAAUGCAUCACCUUUGACAGAGUCCUGGGCUCUGAUGCUGCUCAGGUAGGGGGUGUUGUAGGGAAACGGGAGGAGGAUGGGAAUCCUCAGGCGUCUGGAUCCUGGAGUGCUAAGGGUUUCCCAAGCCCAUUGCUCAGGCAGGCUGGGUCAGGGCACCUGUGACCGGGGGAUAUGUCUGUGUCCCCUGCAGGAGGCUGAGCAGGAGCUGCUAGCACGAGUCCAGUCCACAUUAGGCUUGGUGGCCCGAGGGUACAGUGUGUCCCUACUGCUUCGGGGUCGGGAAACAGAGACACCUCGGCUUGUACCUCAGCUGUUGCAGAUGCUGUUUGAGGAAACUCUGCCCCACAGGGGCGCUGUUCCUGGGGUUAGCACCCUUAGCCUGGUGCAGCUCAGCCCCAGUGGAAAGACUCAGGACCUGCUCUCUCCAGGGAGAGAGAACCUAUCGGUGUUAGACGUGUCCCCUUUGGGCUUGGUGGUAGAAAAUGCCAGUGAGGUGGAGGUGUCCGACUCAAGAACUGCCUCAGAGCUGUACUUACAAGCUGCAGGGGAUGAAGGCAGGGCCUGCUCUCUGCUCACUGUCACCAUGUCCUGCCCAGGGCCUGACCCUCCUGAGGGGCCUGGGACCCGGGGUAUGUGGCGAGGGGCCUUGAGGAUCCUGCAGCUCCCCAGAGACCUAGAUUGCCCCCUGCUGCAGGUGUUGGCUGGUAAGGUUAUUGGUGAGGAGGUAGAGGGCUCUCUGCCCUGGAUCGUGUCAUGGCUCCUGGAAGGAAACAACUACACUGGUCUUCUUCUUCGCCUGGACCCUCAAGGUGGCUCCCUGAGCUUACUCAGAGCUGCUCUGUUGGGGGCCUCGGGAAGGAGGAUGCAGGUGAAACAGGUGAGGCCCACCCAGUGGGAUGCAGUAGAAGAGGCACGUGCCCGCCGGGCAAACCUGAAGAGCCUGCGUUCAGGCCUCCUUGGAGACACCCUCACAGAAAGUGGGCUCAGCCAGCUGGGCAGGGCACUGCGAGAGUUGCGGGUGGUAAAAGCCUGCAGCCAGUGCCCAGGAAGCCAGAUGCUCAAAGGGGUCAAAGCUGAGGCUGUGGGACUCCCAGAACUACAGCAGGUGAUAGAUUCAACAGCAAGCCACAGCCCAGGCUUCCAGGGAGAGCCGAAAGUAGGAGUAACAGCAUCUCUAGGACCUGGGCUCCACCAAAAGCAUCCUCCUAGGGACUCUGAGGAACAGGCCUGGCACGCCCCAGAUGUGGCCCUGCAGUUCUUCUUGGCCCAGGCACAGAGGAAGAGACUUCAAGAACAGCACCAGAUACGGAUCCAAGAGGAACUGAAGCAUUUGGAACAGGAGGAGGAAGAGGUGGAAGGUGACCAAGUCAAAGGCCUGGUGGCUGGAAAGGAGGCCUUCGAGAGGCAGAGAUGGCAGCGGGAGCAGACACUAUGGAGACUCCAGCUGGAGGCCCUUCAGGCAGAGCGGGACACUGCAGAGCAGGACCUCAUGGCCCUCUAUGACGUGCACGUGCAGGCUGCCCGGGCUCGGACAUGCCAUACACUGCAGGUAUUUCGAGCCUGGCGAGAGCUGUGGGAGGAGCAGACCAUGACCACAGAGCAUCACCACCGCAGCCUGCUGGCUGGUAUCCUGCAAGACACGCUCCAACUGGCCACACAGAACCAGGAGCUUCAAGCCCAGAACCAGCAGCUUCAGCAGGGUAUAGGCUAGGCUGGGGCCAGUCGUGCUGGAUGGCUGCCCUGGGAAGCAGUCUGGUGAUCAGUAGUCUUUCAGGGGCAGCUUCUUCUCUCUUCAUUCUUCACUGUCCCAGAAGGGAGAGGGAGCUGGGAUAACUACGCUAACCUUCACUAUGGAUAAUGAACGAUACCACUAACCAGGUCUCAUUGUGUCAGUCCCUGCUAGGUACCUGAUAUCCACCUCUUCAUUUUAGCCUUUUUCACUACCCUAUGUAGUAGGUGCCACUUGACCCCCAUUUCAGAGGUAAGGCAACUAAAGCUAGGAGAGGUUAAGUAACUGCCCAAGGACAAGUCCGCUAAGUCACAGAGCCAGAAUUCAAAUUCAAGCCUGUUAGAACUAUAGUUCUACACUGCACAUGUGGUGGUUCACAAACUGAAGUGUGCAGCAGAAUCACUUAGCUUAUUAAAGAAAAAAGAUUCCCAAACCCUACUCUCCCAGAUUCUUCAGUAGGUCUGCAGUGUGUGUGUGCGUGUGUGUGUGUGUAAGCUUACUAGGUAUGCUCCCAUGGGAGCAGGGCCUGAUGUUCCUCUGGCCAUGAGAAGAGAUGGCAGGAAGGAGUAUCAGUGAGGGAACCAGAGGAAAUAAGAAUCAAAACCAUAUUGAAUCCAUGAGUUCUCUAGCCUAAAACUUGGUUUGUCCUGCCAGGUCCAGCCAGGACCUUCUAUUCCCAAGAGUCCCUCCAAAUUCUCCAGGGCCCAGGUUUUGUGCUUUAGAGAAAUUUGAAAAGUUGUGACAGAACAGUCUCCACUCCAUGGAGCCCUCAAAGGAAAUAAUGCUCCUAGCA